UUGAUAAAAGAGAAACCAACCAAUUGUCUUUAAAUUUAAUUGAUUGUCAACCAUCAACAUCAACAAAUUACCAAAAUCGCGAAGUUGCAACAGCAAAACAAUCAACAGGAUUAACCAUCAACAACAAGAACAACAAUAGACAGAAACAAAAGUCUAGUGACAAAUUACCUUUGGUAGUUAAUCAAAAGAUGAACAAACUCUCAACGGAAGUUAAAUUUACUGAUCAAGUUGGUCAAUCAUCUUCGUCUCUACCUUUCGGACCUGAGGUGCUCCAUGUUAAUAGAAGUGUUCGACAAUCACCUAGUAACCCGUUCCAUGGACAAUCAACUAAUUGUGAUAAUCAACUUGUGGAUAAUUUAAUAGAACCGAUAACCAGUAAACUCUCAUCUGGUUACAGUGAUUUGAGAAACAACAAUUACAAUAAGCAAACAAUUGGUGGUAUUAAAAGUCAACCAUUUAAACCAGUCAACGGUAACAAAGAAUCAGGAUUUUCAUCUUCUACCUACAAUUGUGGUAAUUUAUCUUCAUCAUCUUCUUCUUGUUCUUCAUCAUCAUCAUCUUCUACUUGGAAUAACAAAAUUUCACUUGUUGAAAAAUCUACUACCAGAGAAAAGGAUAAACUAACCAAUAAUUGUAUUGAUAAAGUUUCAUCUUUCAGUGAAAAUAAUUGUCUCGUGUUCAAUUCAAGUGAUGGUUAUUUGGAUGUGCAACAAUCUAAUCAUCAACAAUUAAUCUAUUAUGAUAAUAACGAUGUGGAUAAUGAUGAUGAUGAUGAUGAUGGUCAGAGGAAUUUAGUCAAUCAAUCUAAAUAUCUUGAUGACGAUAAAAAUAGUAACUGUUUAGGAAAAGAAGAGAAAACAAAACAAUUUAGUAGAAAGAAAAAAUUACUUUCCCAAGAAAAUAAUUCAUCUGUAGUUCCAUUGAAAGAGUUGAACAAUUUAUCUCCAUCAGAAGAUAGUUUUAGUAAUAACAAUUUACCUGAAUCAGAUAAUAAUCAGUGUAAGGAUAGAGAAAAAUUUAAAAAUUGUAAAUAUACCAAAAAUAAUCAGCCAAGUGAUUUAUUGAAUGAUAAUCAGUCUACAAGUGAUUGCGUUCAUGUUGAUAUCUCAACUUUAACCACAGUUAACAACAAGCUUGAUAACAACAACACCCAAGAAAAGAAAAAUGGUCAAACGGAGCAACAAUCACCAUUAAAUGGAACACAAUCAACAACAGCAAUUAUUUCAUCACCUUCAUCAUCAACAACAACAACAACCAAUUCACCAAGUAGAAAUAAAUUUUACUCUAUUGGAAGUCAAUUGCCAAAGACAACAGUUAAAAGUGUAAAAAGAAUCGGUGUUUUUUAUUCCGAUCUAUGUGAUGUAAUUAAAGGAAUGAGAACUUCAGGCCAAAAUCAGAGUAAUCAUCAUUAUCAUCAACAACAACCUUCUCAUAAUGUCCAUCAACAGCAACAACAACACCACCAUCACCACCACCAUAAUCCACAGCAACAAUUAAAUUCAAGUUACAAUAAUAACAACAUCAACCAUCAAUUAACAAAUGAUGGUAACCAUUCAGUCAACAAUGGUAAUGUUGUUACCAAUAACAAUGGUUUUAAUGUUUCAAAUGAAACAACUGAUGAUGGAGAUGAGAAUGGCGAUCACAACAAUGGUCAACACAAUCAACAACAACAACACCAACAUGAUCAACAAAAUAUUUCAACCUUGAUGAUUACUGGUGAUACUUCAAUAGAAACAACAAAUGGUUCUAGCCAAGGGUCACCUAUUUAUCGCCCACCACCAUUAAUGGAUUCAUCUAAUUUACCAGAUAUCCUUAAUUCACAUUUACCUCCUCCACCUCCUUAUUCAACUUUACCCCCUCCUGGUCAUCCUUCAAUCAUCUAUCCUCGAUCACCACUCUUAUCACAUAACAAUAAUAAUAAUACGUUAAUUUCUGCCACUCAAUCAUCUUGUAAUCCCUCAGGUCAACCUGGUCAUCAUCAUUCGCAGCCAUUAUCAUGUUCAUCUUCCAUAAAUCCAUCAUCAACACCCUUUCUACCCACAAUUAGCUCAUAUUCAAUGACACAAUCACCUCUUGGUCUGAACACUGUGCCUUCUUCACACCCUCUUCCUCCAUCUUCAGGUCAACCUGUGUCACCCGGACGUCCAUUACUCCCUUCUAGAAGAAAUUAUGCUCCAAUUGUUGCUUCCGGUGGAAACAAUGGAACCAAUGGAAUCUCAGCUUCAACCGCCGCCGCCUUAUCAUCAUCUUUCUCAAACAACAAUUACUUAUCUUCAACCUCUACAUCCAAUUUACCCCAUUCAGCUCCAUCCGGAUCAUCAUCAACCUCCACAUCGCAUCCAUCCCCGCCAACAGUUUCCCUGCCACCACCCCAUUCAUCAAGCCACCACCAUCAUCACCACCACCACCAUACAAGCCAUCCUUCAAAUCAUCGUCAUCAUCAUCCCUACCUUAGGUCAGGCUGUUCUCGUGAUAGUGAUGCUGAAACAAGUACAACAAAAUCAUGUUUUAAUUGCACUCGAUUCACCUUGAAAUGGACUCUCCUUACAAUCUCAUUCAUCGGCGUUAUUUUCACAAUCGUCGGCACUUUCCUAGGAUCUUCUGACAGAGUGGGCAGGGAAAAUCUAACAGUUUCCCUCACCAUGAUAUGUAUCGGCAUAGUAUUGGUAGUAAUUAGUGGCCUCACAUGGAAAGCAAUCAACACGGGAUCUGAAUGGAGAAGCCUCUUUGGCCUGGAUGAGAUUCCAGGUAUCGUUGGUACAUCGGGAAGCUCAUUGGAAUCAACUGGUCGACGAUUCUUACCCCGUGUACCCGAUCCCCAUGGACGUUCAGGUGCUCACCAUCAUCCCUACGGGGCCAUGUUUUACCCUGAAUUUCAAUACCGUCCACCGCCGCCAUCAUACCAAGCAUCCAUGCAAGAAUAUCGCCUCAGGCUACUUCUCCUGGAAAGAUCAUCUUCUCACACACAACCUACCUCCCUCUCACCAGUCUCACCUCCGCCUACUUACCGAAGCUCAGCGGCCUCAAGUCUUGCUGGAACCUUGAAUCGACCGGGAGGUAACACACUUACACGACCCAUAAGUCGACCUCCAAGUUAUCGAUCUAUUAUUGACCAAAAUUCUGUGAAUAAUAAUAACAAUAGUUCAUUAAGUGGACAAUUAAACAGCAGCGGAAAUAAUAACAAUAAUUCACUUGGACAUCCAAUAUACUCAUCAUCUCGUCUUAUCACCACCACAACCUCAACCAAUGCUAGUCAACAAUCCCAAGAACCUAUUACAAGUACCGGUGGUUUAAACAGCACAAUCCCAACCACCAAUUCCACCACUAACACAACAACAACCUCCAAUUAUAAGGAUGAUGUAAAUAGGAUAACAAUUCACCAAACAAAUACAACAUCAACCGUUUGUACACCAAAUGGAAUCAAUAUCGUGGCCAUAACACCGAUGACCAAUGAAUCAAAUGAUGAGACUACAGAUCGUAACAAUACAAUUAACGCUAACAUGUUAUCUAAUACAAAUUCAUCGUCGACAACAUCACUUUCCGCUGUUACUUUGACCUCAAAUAGUGAGAAUUUAUUGACACCAGCCUUUAAUAGUGGACCUAACCCUUCGAUCUCAACUUCGGGCAAUUCGGAGGUUCAAAUACUUGCUCAUGUUUGACCCAAAUUCGUGGAAAGACCAAUAUUUUGCAUGGAAGAUGAUCUACCCUAGAAAAUGAAUUUUUUUUUGUUCCUCUCUCUCUCUCACUCUUUCUGUCUCUUUCUCUCUAUUUUUUGUAAUAAUUAAUUGUCCAAUGUACAUUAUUGAUUAAGUGCUGAUGAAAUUAGUUUUUUUUACUCUCAAUCGAUUGACAAUCAAGCUUGUAAUUGUUUCUAUUUAACUGACCCUAACUUGAUUGUAAUUGACCUCCAAAAGGAUUGACCAACACGAUUAAUGGAUUACAUUUAUAUUUAUAAUGUUAAUGUUAAUCUCGAAAUAUCGAAACUCAAACGGAUUCGAAAAUAUCACUUUGGACCAUUUAAAGAAUUGAGCCAAAGGAGGCGAGAAUUUCAAAUGGAAUCAAAUUUUCUCUAAACACAUGUAUUAUUAUAUAGAUUUUUCGAAUAGAUUUCGAAAGUAAUUCGUCAAUCCAACCGAAAGGAAAUAAGUUCUCUUUUCGGUUAGAUUUUCAGUUCACUUUCCGUGCCAAUCUCAUGGAAGCUUUGAUGGCGAUCAAUUGGAAUUCGAUAUUUAAGAGACUCUAUCAAUGCUCAUUAUCGAAUUCUUUCCCACUAUCUAAAGUUUUCGUAGAAAAAAAAGUUCUGAAAUGUUCCAAACAGACUAAGAUUGACAUGGAAACACUUUCGAGUCCAAGAAUCGUCUUAGCGAUUCAACAAGCGGCUCAAUUUAAUAUGAGCUUUUUGUUUUGGGAAAUUAACAUAUUGUCAAUUUGAGAUUAAUAAAAUAACUGUUAAUUUAAAA
Molecule: messenger RNA, 4460 nt
Organism: Panonychus citri (citrus red mite)
Lineage: Eukaryota; Metazoa; Arthropoda; Arachnida; Trombidiformes; Tetranychidae
Exons: 4
Coding region: 189-3659 (1156 amino acids)
Source: RefSeq, a predicted model, not a curated record